CCGGCAAAGUUAGUUUUGCAUUGGAAAAUAACAGCAAACUGUGCACGCUUCAAAGUUGUUGUCAAUUAAUACGUGUUGUUCGCAAAAGUGGCCAACUCACAACAACAUAAAAAAUAAAGGAAGCACGUGCGUUAAACACGCCACAUCAAAGAAGAAAAGAUGAAAAUGCAACGUGUACGAGAAUUGCUGGACUACAAAUACCUGAGAAGGGAGCAAAUCAAUGGCUUUGACAAUUACAAGUAUAGUGCGAUAGACACCUCGCCUCUUAGCCAAUAUGUAAUGCAUCCAUUUUGGAAUUGGCUGGUUAAGUUCUUCCCGCGCUGGUUUGCGCCCAAUCUGAUGACCUUCCUUGGCUUCCUGUUUAGUGUGAUGAAUCUAGUGUUUCUCUCCUAUUACGAUUGGAAUUUCAAGGCCAGUUCGGGUGAGGUGGGCACAACACCUAUACCCAAAUGGGUUUGGCUCAGCUGUGCAUUUAAUAUAUUCAUUGCGUAUACCCUGGAUGGGAUCGAUGGGAAGCAGGCGCGUCGUAUUGGGCUAUCGGGGCCAUUGGGCGAACUGUUCGAUCAUGGUUUGGACUCGUACACGGCAAUGCUGAUACCCACGUGUCUGUACAGCAUCUUCGGGCGGAGCAAUGUGUAUUCGGUGCGUCCGAUGCGCAUGUAUUAUGUCUGCAUGACGGUCUAUUUCAAUUUCUUCGUAUCGCACUGGGAGAAAUACAAUACGGGCGUAUUGUAUUUACCCUGGGGCUAUGAUCUCAGCAUGUGGGGCAGCACUGCCAUGUACUUGGUCACCUGGUGGAUGGGCUUCGAAAGUUGGAAAUUUGAAUUGCCGCUGGGCAGCUGGGGUUCGCUGCCCCUGGGCAAUGUGAUGGAGGCGGUGCUGCAUAUCAGUGCCAUGGCCAAUCUGCCCCUGGUUGUUAUCAAUGUCUACAAUUCGUAUGCUCAGCGCACGGGGCGUUUGUUAUCAUUUACGGAGGCGAUACGGCCGAUGUGGCCCUUUGUGGCAUACUUUGUGCUGCUGCUCACCUGGCCCCUGCUCUCGCCCAAUGACAUCAUGGAAAGGGAUCCGCGCGCCAUGUUCAUGUUAAGCGGCACCAUCUUCUCCAAUGUCAGCUGCCGAUUGAUCGUCUCCCAAAUGUCGGUGACACGUUGCGAGGCCUGGCACUGGCAGACGCCCAUGUUUGCGUUGUCGAUUCUGGCCAGCUUCUGGCUGCCGGUGCUGGAGCGUCCAGUGGUCUACAUGCUGCUGAUUGUGACGACGCUGACGCACUGGCAUUAUGGCGCCAGCGUGGUGAAUCAGAUGUGUGAACACUUCAACCGUGUCUGCUUCACCGUCCACAAGCGGAUGCCGACACUGGACAUUAAAAGCCCGGCGAACCAGCAGGAACGCAAGGAGGAGCCGCAAACAUCACGCAAACUGGAUUAGGCAAUUUUUGUUUCUCUUAGUUUGUUUUGUUCAUCUUUGGGGUUUGUCGUUUGUCAGAUAUUAGUUUGCUUAAAGGCUAGCGCUUCAUUUCAAACAAAUCGCUCAGGUAGCAAGGAUCAUCAUCCUUAAGGCAACACACACACACACACACAUACAAGCAAACUAUCCGAAGAGUAUUUUUACAUAUUUAAAUUAGUUGUAGCUAUAAUUUUUGAAAACAAAACUUUGCAAAUUGUUUGGGUAUUUAAUCUGAAUUAUUCGAAUGUUUGUUUCCAUGACAAUUUUGGACCUCUCUCUAUAUAUAUAUAUCAUCCAGUGAAAUAUAUAAAUCAUUGACUUCAUUUCACUUUAAAAUCUUUCCUUCCAUUUUAGAUCAUACACACAUUUUUUAAAGACUUGAUUUAGCCCAAAAAAAAAGAAAAAGACGCUCGCUUCCUCUACUCUAUUAUAUAAUCAAUUUAGUUAUAGUCCGUAUUCAAUGCCAGUGUUUUUAGUGUUCAUGUGUCGUAAUUUUUCAAUGAUGCUAGAUAUAUAUGUAUUUAUGUAUAUAU
Drosophila grimshawi is the source of this 1976-nucleotide messenger RNA. RefSeq names its product ethanolaminephosphotransferase 1. Gene Ontology annotation, biological process: phosphatidylethanolamine biosynthetic process. The transcript is spliced from 6 exons. Bases 160 to 1425 code for a protein of 421 amino acids. The record is from RefSeq and is a predicted model, not a curated record. Gene Ontology annotation, molecular function: ethanolaminephosphotransferase activity. NCBI's taxonomy places the organism in Eukaryota, Metazoa, Arthropoda, Insecta, Diptera, Drosophilidae. Gene Ontology annotation, cellular component: Golgi apparatus; endoplasmic reticulum membrane.